GCGUCGGCGCGUCGGCGGUGAAGUCAGUCAGGCGAGGUCGAGCCGGCGACGGCGAGCGAGAAGAGCGGAUUGGUGCAGCUGCUGCUAGUAUCUACUCGGGGAUCUCUCACGGUCGAGAUGGCCGCCGCGACAUCCGACGCGGCCGCGGCGGCGACCAAUGAGAGCAGCGGCGGCGAGCAGAAGACGCGGCACUCGGAGGUCGGCCACAAGAGCCUCCUCAAGAGCGACGACCUCUACCAGUACAUCCUGGAGACGAGCGUGUACCCGCGGGAGCACGAGUGCAUGAAGGAGCUCCGCGAGGUCACCGCCAAGCACCCAUGGAACCUGAUGACGACGUCGGCGGACGAGGGGCAGUUCCUGAACCUGCUGCUCAAGCUCAUCGGCGCCAAGAAGACCAUGGAGAUCGGCGUCUACACCGGCUACUCCCUCCUCGCCACCGCGCUCGCCAUCCCCGACGACGGCACGAUCUUGGCCAUGGACAUCAACCGCGAGAACUACGAGCUGGGGCUCCCCUCCAUCGAGAAGGCCGGCGUGGCGCACAAGAUCGACUUCCGCGAGGGCCCCGCGCUCCCGCUGCUCGACCAGCUGCUGGAGGAGGACGCCAACCAUGGCGCCUUCGACUUCGUGUUCGUCGACGCCGACAAGGACAACUACCUCAACUACCACGAGCGGCUGCUCCGGCUGGUCAAGGUCGGCGGCCUCGUCGGCUACGACAACACGCUCUGGAACGGCUCCGUCGUGCUCCCCGCCGACGCCCCCAUGCGCAAGUACAUCCGCUACUACCGCGACUUUGUGCUCGAGCUCAACAAGGCCCUCGCCGCCGACCACCGCGUCGAGAUCUGCCAGCUCCCCGUCGGCGACGGCAUCACCCUCUGCCGCCGCGUCAAGUGACACGCACCGAUCCCGAGUCACACCGGACGCGAUGAACUAGUCAUUUUAUUAUAAAUUACAGUAUAUAAAUUAAAUACUUUUUGUGUCCUAUUAUACUGGUGUAUUUCUCAAAUUCAAAUUUAUCUUAUAAAAUGUGUAUCUGUGAAAUAUUAGCUGUUACAUUAAGUAUCUCGUAUUUAAAUCUCUAUUCAUUUUACGCUUAACUUCUUCUCGCUCCAUAUAAUUUUCU
Molecule: messenger RNA, 1120 nt
Organism: Oryza brachyantha (malo sina)
Lineage: Eukaryota; Viridiplantae; Streptophyta; Magnoliopsida; Poales; Poaceae
Product: caffeoyl-CoA O-methyltransferase 1
Exons: 4
Coding region: 118-891 (257 amino acids)
Molecular function (GO): O-methyltransferase activity; S-adenosylmethionine-dependent methyltransferase activity
Source: RefSeq, a predicted model, not a curated record